Molecule: messenger RNA, 186 nt
Organism: Racocetra persica
Lineage: Eukaryota; Fungi; Glomeromycota; Glomeromycetes; Diversisporales; Gigasporaceae
Source: the annotation of a GenBank genome assembly
GCAAAAUGCCGGGUAUCCAAAAAAAAACUUUCAGCAUGUAAAGCAAGUCAAGCGUCAGUGAACACACGAAAAGCUGUUCAGAAAGAAAAAGCUGCUCAGCAAGAAAAAGCUGUUCAGCAAGAAAACCCAAUUCUGGAAGAUAUCAAUAAUAUAUUAAUCCAAAUAGAUAAUGAUAAAUUGCAACAG